UAACUAUACCACACAGCAUGUGAGCCAUCCCUAGCCAUAGAAGAGAAACGUGCCUUACCCAAUAACACACACCUCUGAUCUCUUCCGGUCCGCCGGAGAUCGAUCGAUCGAUCGGUCGACCACCGUCGCGGAAGUUUCUGGAAUCUUCUGGGAGGCUGUACGCCCUUUGGGAUUCCGGCGGAAUGCAGGACUUCCGUCCCUUUUCCGGCCGCGUCUUCGGCGGUGGCGGAUGGCCGGCGGCGCAGCACCAGCAGCAACCGGCGAAGUGCCCCCGUUGCGAGUCGACCAACACCAAGUUCUGCUACUACAAUAACUACAACCUCGCGCAGCCCCGGCACUUCUGCAAGGCCUGCCGCCGGUACUGGACCAAGGGCGGCGUCCUCCGUAACGUCCCCGUCGGCGGCGGAUGCCGCAAGUCCAAGCGCCCAUCCUCCUCCUCCUCCUCCAAAGCCACCUCGCAGCCUUCCGCUAACGCCGACGCCCCAUCCGACAGCCCCCGGCAUCGCCGCCCCCGCCUUCUUUCCUUCUCCUCCGAUUCGAUAACCGACAUCUCCGCGGUGGUCGCCACUCCCUCCUCCGUCCCUGUCUGCGAUCCGACUCCCCCCGACCCUCCCCCGGAGCCCUUGGCCCCUCCUUUUUGCCCGGCGCCCGAAAUCUUUCCGGAUCCGCCGCCGAUGGGGCUCGGCUUCUCCGAUCCGCCGCGGGCCAAAGCGAAGGCCGCACCGUCCGUGGAUCAGGCUGUGCCAGCGGAUCCGACGCCGCGAGGCGGCGGCACGGUGGCCUGGGCGGGCGGCGGUUUGGAUCCCCAACUCUUCGAUCUCGCCAGCGCUGUCGAUCCCUCGGCGUACUGGAAUCAGAGCCAUUGGAUGGACGCCGACCACACUCUAUAUCUCCCUUAGCGCGCAAUCCGACCGUCCAACGACUUAACGACUACCACUUGAAGGUAAUAUCUUUUCCAUGGCUCGUGGAUACCAGUAAUCGCGAUUUACGCUUUGAUUAGCGGAGUGUUAUGCAUCAUAAGCUAGUUUAAAAAGUGGUUAGGGUUUGAGUCGGAAGAGAUCCCAGGGGCAGGCUUGAUUUGCGCAAACCGCCCCCAUUAAUACCUAUUAAUGGCGGACGGCGACUCGCCAAGUCGAACGCGGAGGAUGGUGGCCUGCCCCGUCGGCGUCGGAACGGACGGCGGGCAUUGAUGGGCCUGCUCCAAGUGCUGCAACAAGCUUAAUUUAAUGGAUUCGGAUCAACUUAAUGCAAUGCUUACGUGGUUUGGUUUGUAAUCCUCGAUAAAUAUUGAUAUUUCUGAUACGAUAUGUAAGGCGUGCUUGCUUGCAUAGAUCGUCAUUAUAUCCUACUUUAUGAACAACUAGUGAUAAUUUAUAGUUACUUACCGUGGUCAGCUCAUUCUAUACUUGUUUGCUGUGAUUGCUCUCUCUCUCUCUCUCUAAACUGAUUCUUCUUUGCGAUGCUUUGUUGAUUCCAGUGCUAGCUCUUCGACACACUCAUGCAGGCAUGGCUGUCCGUCAUAUGAAGGCUGCAAUCUUUCAUGGGCAGCGCCAAAAUGAUCAGUUUGGUUGCGGCAGCUUCUCGUGUGCCUCUGAGUUCUUCAUCAUCCUCGGAAAUGUUGGAAUUGCUGGCCUUCUUCUGUGUUUUUUUCCCCAUAGAAAUGUUGUCUUAGCAUUGAUAGAUCUUGCGCUGUGUAAACUUGGUUUCGACUAGUAUCAACUUGCGUGAACAAUACCGUCCUC
Molecule: messenger RNA, 1742 nt
Organism: Zingiber officinale
Lineage: Eukaryota; Viridiplantae; Streptophyta; Magnoliopsida; Zingiberales; Zingiberaceae
Product: dof zinc finger protein 4-like
Exons: 2
Coding region: 183-899 (238 amino acids)
Biological process (GO): regulation of DNA-templated transcription
Molecular function (GO): DNA binding; DNA-binding transcription factor activity
Source: RefSeq, a predicted model, not a curated record